Amyelois transitella is the source of this 1890-nucleotide messenger RNA. RefSeq names its product actin-related protein 2/3 complex subunit 1A-A (gene Arpc1). Lineage: Eukaryota; Metazoa; Arthropoda; Insecta; Lepidoptera; Pyralidae. Bases 219 to 1340 code for a protein of 373 amino acids. Gene Ontology annotation, biological process: Arp2/3 complex-mediated actin nucleation. Gene Ontology annotation, cellular component: Arp2/3 protein complex; actin cytoskeleton. The record is from RefSeq and is a predicted model, not a curated record. Gene Ontology annotation, molecular function: actin filament binding. The transcript is spliced from 4 exons.
UACCUACUUCCAAAAAAACGAAACGUGUCAUUUAAUUUGACAGUCAGUUGGUUGGUUCGUUGACAGUGACAAUUCAGGUUUGCUUGUGUUUGUGAUAAUUUUGGUUGUAGCAGGUUCGCGUCGACUGACCAGAGUCCGCGAACGAAUUCUAUCACCCCACCGAGAUUCACCGGGUGUGUCCGUUUAGUAUUAUAGGAUAAAGGAGCUGAGUAUUGAAGAUGUCUCAAACGCUAACUUUUGGUGACUCAUGCGCCCCAAUAACAUGUCAUGCGUGGAAUAAGGACAGAACACAAAUCGCCUUCUCCCCCAACAAUAAUGAAGUCCACAUUUACGAGAAAGAGGGCAGCGAAUGGAAACAGACCAACAACCUCCGUGAACAUGACCUUAAGGUGAUGGGCAUAGACUGGGCACCAAACACCAACCGUAUCGUCACCUGCUCCGUAGACCGUAAUGCUUAUGUCUGGACCCAAGGUCCCGAUGGUAAAUGGACUACCACUCUUGUACUCUUGAGGAUCAAUAGGGCAGCUACUUGUGUGAAAUGGUCACCUAUGGAAAAUAAGUUUGCUGUCGGCUCAGGCGCUCGUUUGAUCUCAAUUUGUUAUUUUGAGAAGGAAAAUAAUUGGUGGGUCUCGAAGCAUAUUAAAAAGCCUAUACGAUCAACUGUUACCUCUCUUGAUUGGCAUCCGAAUAACAUUUUAUUGGUUGCGGGGUCAGCAGAUUUUAAAGUGCGAGUCUUCUCAGCGUACAUCAAGGAUAUUGAAGACCAACCAGGCCCUAAUGUUUGGGGAUCUAAGCUGCCGUUGGGACAGUUGCUAGCGGAGUUUCCUAAUUCGCCAUCUGGUGGCGGAUGGGUGCACAGCGUGUCUUUCUCAGCUGACGGGAACAAAGUCGCUUGGGUCGGACACGAUAGCUCUAUCAACGUUGCAGACGCGACACUCGGCAAGGCUGUUAUAAAACUGAAGACUGAAUACUUGCCAUUCCUCGGGUGUCAUUGGAUCACGAACAAUUCGAUUGUUGUGGCGGGACAUAGCUGCAUUCCAUUGUUAUAUUGCUAUGACGGAAGGGAGGUUAAAUUCGUGGCGAAAUUGGACAACACUCAGAGGAAGGAGUCUGGAGGUCUUUCAGCCAUGAAGAAGUUCCAAUCGCUCGAUCGCCAGGCUCGUAUCGAAACUAAUGACACUUAUCUGGAUUCUAUUCAUCAGAACGCUAUCACUCAUAUCUCUUUGUAUAAGGGAACCAAGGCCAACAUGGAUAAAUUCAGCACAUCUGGUCUAGAUGGACAACUAGUCAUUUGGGACGUGGACGCCUUGAAGGCUAUGGAAGGGCUCAAGAUUCAAUAAAAGGUGUUUCGCAUUUAUAAUCUUUAUUUAAGGAUAAUAUAAUAUAGUGCGAGUUCUGAAGUCACUCUUAAAGGAUAACAGGGAAAGCUGUGGAAAAGAAAUCUUGGCAAUCACAGUCUGAUCAGUCUAACAUACUAGAAACGGAACAAGCGAAGUGGCAAGUGAACUCGACUCGCAUAAAGCUUCUUAUAUCUUCUGGCUGAGCGACGCGCGGGGCGUUUAGCGACAUUAAUGUAGACUUUAUUAAUGGGAAUGGUUUAAUUUGUAUAGCAAAAGGUCUAUAGAAAUAGUAUCUUAAGAAAAGGGUGAGUUACUAUUUUAAAAGAAUGCAUUGUAAAACGCUCCUUACGACGCCCAGCCUAACAAUGUAUGAAGCCAAACAUUAAAACUUCAAAUAUACAGAAUAAACUAUAAAUUUAUAGAUACAACUUUAAUGUUUUUUUAUUAUACAAUUAUAAUUUUUAACCAAUGAUAAUAAAAUAAUAAUUUAUAUAAAUUACGACGAACUACUACACCCUAAUUAUAAUAGAUCACUUUUAAUACUAGUGAA